Molecule: messenger RNA, 2040 nt
Organism: Lichtheimia ornata
Lineage: Eukaryota; Fungi; Mucoromycota; Mucoromycetes; Mucorales; Lichtheimiaceae
Exons: 10
Coding region: 1-2040 (679 amino acids)
Cellular component (GO): cytoplasm
Molecular function (GO): ubiquitin-protein transferase inhibitor activity
Source: RefSeq, a predicted model, not a curated record
AUGCUGCUCGCGUUUCCUACAACCACUGAGCUUCUUAUUCCAAACACCUACACGACAGCCAAUACCGUACCCAUUGACCUCGUAUCGCAACAUGUCAACAACCUCCUACAAGCCAACCAACACCAGCAGCAGCAACAUGAACAACAAUUCGAUGCAUUGAUAAGCACCAUUCGUCAAACGCUCACUGUGGCUCAAGUAUUUGAUCCAACGGCCCAAUACAACCUUCUCGACACAAUUACAUCCAUCCUUGGGUCAUAUGACAAUGAUACAUCUCAUUCAUCAAGGUUGCUACGCGAGUUGGGAUGGGAUCUAUUGGAAUGGCUGGAGCCUUACUUGACAACUGCCAAUGGUGAUCCGGACAUGUGUCACAAGGUGCGCGUGUUGACCUCUACGCUCUUUCGAAAGGUGGGACAAGCGAUUCGACCCCAAGAAGUUUACAUCUUUGCCAGUGAACAAAUGAGCCUGAUGAAUUGGGAUGAAAUGUUGUCAGAUGAGGAAACAGCUGUAUGCACCACCAUCCGGAUCGUCAACUACUUUGGCGUCUAUGGCGAAGCCUUGAAACGCACCAAUGAUCCGAGCACAUUUUUGGAAAACACGAUCUAUCCUUCCAGCUAUUGCACCAACGCACUCGAUUUCCUUGGAAAAGUAAUGCAACAACAUGCGUCAUGGGGCGACUCUGAAGUAAAGCCGAAUCGAUGGGAUCAUGUGAUACAAGUGAUGGCGAAUUCAAUCCUCGACUUUAUCGACCUCCUCACCACCACAGCUAUGGAUCAAUUGAAAAAGCAAAACCUUGACCAGAGUAUAUUCAAGGUACUAUCGCAUACGCCCCUGUCAGAGGCCAAUGUAGCCUUCAAGCAAUGGUAUCUCUCCACCUAUUUACUCCUCAAGAGCUUUGAGACGAUGAUUGCCAACAUGGAUAUGAGAUUAUUGGCCUUGUAUACCCAGCGGUUUCCAUGGAAAUACAACAUACGUCGCCCCUUUGAGAAGCCACCUCAGACAAUUGACAAGUAUGACAAUCAUGCAGCUAUGGUUGAUCUUGUGACACGAUGCUCGAAAAUCACACUUGCGCUUGGCAUCACUUUUGACAGCAUCCUUCAGUAUCGUCGCGUACUCGAGAAUCCGAUUCAUUCAGUCAAUGAUGAUAGCAACAUCAAUCCACAAAAGUACCCACUCUCAUACGAUGGUAUCAUCACCUUGCUCGCCAUAUCACUCUACGAUACCUAUCUCGUGACUCAAGUUUUCGAAGCCGAGAAUCUCAGCAUGUUGCCCAUGGUCCUACAGGAGCAAUGGAUUGGGUAUCACUGCCUCGGUCCAAUUUUGCAAUUUAUUGGCAAUGCUCAAGCAUUGUGCCGCGUAGACAAAGCAUUAUUCAUUCUUGUAUUCCUUGCCAACCAAGUGGAUGCAUGUAUAUCAAUUGACAUGUUGACGGAUAUGAACCUUCCUGGACCCUUGAACAAUGAUACAAAAUUCACAUUGAGAGGCGCACUUCAGGUCAUGUGCAACACAGCAGCGAACAAUCCACAUCCUGAUUUACGACUUACGGCGUACCAACUAAUAUCCUGCUUUAUCGACAUGUGUCAAGGAGAUGCACAGCUCUUUGUGUUUAUGGAUUUGUUGGAUGAACAACACAGCCCACCUAUGCAAGCAGCUGCUAUUGGAUUACUCAAAGAGCGUAUCGUCAAUGCAUUUGAUAAAAAGGGGACGAAUGGUAGCGUAUUCAGCACACGUGUUAUCACCGACAAGCUGUUUCCACGGAUGUUCCGUAAACCAACAUCAAGCACGCUCUCGAUGACAUUGGCCUAUCACAUGCAAUUGUUGAACCUUUACUUAUAUUUGCUCAUGCGUGAUCGACAGCAGAAACAGACUCGUGUGUGGGAAGGAGAUGUAUUGGAUUGGGUAGAAAAGUCCUAUAUACGACCGCUACGAGAUGCUAUUGAAGCAGCAUUGCAAUCAUUAUCUGGAGAUCAAGAACAAAUGAUACAGCUAAAUCUCUUGCAAAACACCCUAGAUCAAGUCAUGUACGAGCGUAAUAAAGAAUGA